ACAACAUGCAUUGUGAUCUACUACAUACCAUGGUUCUACUCGGUUUGAAACGCGGCAUGCAGGCAGCCAGCUCGGUGGAAAACUCCCACAGUAACAAGUCUGCCAUCAGUUGACAGUCGCACCUGUUGGCCACACGGUCGUGCUCACAGACCGCUCGCCCCGUGGCUGUGCCAUUCCUCUGCGCAUGCGUGUUCCGUUGACGGAGCGGAGACCAUUUCCUCCAGCAGCAGGCCUCGUAGAGCUUCGCCACACAAGCACGCAAACGUACACACAUAUGCACACAGAGUAGGGACAACCGUCAAAUCAAAGCCACGUUUGGGAUUGUCUAAUCUUAACGCCGCUAAACCUGGAUGCUCCCCUCCCACCCCCCCCGCAACCGCAGGAGUCAUCCUAAUGGGCCUUCACCGCUAAUUUGCAGCAACAUCUGGUCGACACAGUGACUACAGGGGUAUCUUUUGGGCUCUGAUGGUACUAGCUGAACACUGACCGCUUCCUGCCUGAGGACACCUGCUGCCCAAUUCCCUUCAUCAUGUCUGGGAUGCAUGCACCAUGGUCGACUGGUUCAGAGUGUGUAGCCAAGUACAACUUCCAGACUGCCAACGAACAGGACCUGCCUUUCUGUAAAGGAGAUGUACUGACCAUUAUCGGAGCCACCCGGGAUCCCAACUGGUACAGAGCGAGAAACACCGUGGGCAGAGAGGGCACCAUCCCGGCUAACUAUGUCCAGAAAAGGGAAGGAGUCAAGUCGGGAGGGAAGCUCAGUCUUAUGCCAUGGUUUCAUGGGAAGAUAACUCGGGAGCAGGCCGAGCGGCUCCUCUACCCUCCGGAGACGGGCUUGUUCCUGGUGAGGGAGAGCACCAACUAUCCCGGCGAUUACACCCUGUGCGUCAGCUGCGACGGCAAAGUGGAGCACUACCGCAUCAUCUACCACAACGGCAAGCUCACCAUUGACGAGGAGGAGUACUUUGAGAACCUGAUGCAGCUGGUUGAGCAUUACACCAAAGAUGCCGAUGGCCUUUGCACCCGGCUGAUUAAACCCAAGUUGAUGGAGGGAACAGUGGCAGCACAGGACGAGUUCUCCAGGAGUGGCUGGGCCUUGAGCAGAAAAGAGCUGAAACUCCUUCAGACCAUUGGCAAAGGGGAGUUUGGAGAUGUGAUGGUAGGAGACUACAGAGGGACCAAGGUAGCGGUCAAGUGCAUCAAAAAUGACGCCACAGCGCAGGCUUUCAUCGCAGAGGCCUCUGUCAUGACGCAACUGAGGCACAACAACCUGGUGCAGUUGCUGGGGGUAAUUGUGGAGGAGAGGGGCAGUCUCUACAUUGUCACAGAGUACAUGGCAAAGGGCAGCCUAGUGGACUACCUGCGCUCCCGAGGACGGACCGUGCUCGGUGGAGACUGCUUACUCAAGUUCUCUCUUGAUGUGUGCGAGGCCAUGGAGUACCUGGAGGCCAACAACUUUGUCCACAGAGACCUGGCAGCUCGUAACGUGCUGGUGUCUGACGACAACAUCGCCAAGGUCAGCGACUUCGGCCUCACCAAGGAGGCCUCCUCCAUACAGGACACUGCCAAGCUGCCCGUCAAAUGGACCUCCCCCGAAGCACUAAGAGAGAAGAGGUUUUCCACCAAGUCGGAUGUCUGGAGUUAUGGAAUCCUACUUUGGGAGAUCUACUCCUUUGGGCGUGUGCCUUACCCUAGAAUUCCGUUGAAAGAGGUGGUGCCCCGGGUAGAGAAGGGAUACAAGAUGGACGCCCCGGACGGCUGCCCGCCCGUGGUCUACGACCUGAUGAAGCAGUGCUGGACCCUGGACUCCGUUGUGCGGCCCUCCUUCCGCAUGCUGAGGGAGAAACUGCAGCAUAUCAGAGCCAAGGAGCUCUACCUGUGAAGAGGAGGCCCAGAGGGG
Molecule: messenger RNA, 1900 nt
Organism: Perca flavescens (yellow perch)
Lineage: Eukaryota; Metazoa; Chordata; Actinopteri; Perciformes; Percidae
Gene: cskl
Product: c-src tyrosine kinase-like
Exons: 13
Coding region: 530-1882 (450 amino acids)
Biological process (GO): protein phosphorylation
Molecular function (GO): protein binding; ATP binding; protein tyrosine kinase activity
Source: RefSeq, a predicted model, not a curated record